Mangifera indica (mango) is the source of this 1645-nucleotide messenger RNA. RefSeq names its product transcription factor bHLH113-like. The record is from RefSeq and is a predicted model, not a curated record. Gene Ontology annotation, molecular function: RNA polymerase II cis-regulatory region sequence-specific DNA binding; DNA-binding transcription factor activity, RNA polymerase II-specific; protein dimerization activity. Gene Ontology annotation, cellular component: nucleus. The coding region runs from base 377 to 1204 and encodes 275 amino acids. Gene Ontology annotation, biological process: regulation of transcription by RNA polymerase II. The transcript has 5 exons. Lineage: Eukaryota; Viridiplantae; Streptophyta; Magnoliopsida; Sapindales; Anacardiaceae.
GUAACUCAAGGAAAAAACCGGUUAUAAGGACGCAACAAUGCUUUGGAGAUCGAAGCCACGGUUUUCUCGGGCGAUGUGGGUUUGACUGAAAUUAGCCGAAAACCAAAGCCUAAACCUUGAAAAAAUCGUACUUCCUCUCCUGUAACGGCUGCUGCUCUUAUCUCAUAACAGCACACAUGUACUGUCUUCACAACUCCUCCCCUUAUCUCAUAACAACGCACAAGUACUCUAUUCGCACCUCCUCUCACUUCUCUCUCUUCUUUCUUUCUUCGCUGUCUGGCACACUCAAUUUCUUAAUUAAAACCUAAUAAACUUCAUACUCUUUCUUAACUUAGCUUAGCUAGCUUAGCUUGUUUUCAUCUGGGUUUGUUCUUCAAUGGCCGAUAAUGGCGGAUUUGACGGGGACCAAGGCACCACUACCAGUUUCUCUCAAUUGUUAUUCUCUGACGAUGUCGUUUUGGGUCCUGAUAUCGACCACACUUUAAUCAACUAUUCUUAUUCUUCGUCUUAUUUGCCUUCUUCUGCUCAUGAAAAGGCUCCCAAAAUGCUUUGUUUUGGUAACUAUGGAGAAAAUGAUCAUAGCGAAAUAUUUAUGUAUGGUGGUGAGAGUAUCAUGACCAGAGCCACUCCUCAGAAAUCUGGUGUUAUUUGCAGUGAUUCUUCUUCUGCUUCUUCCGGGAAUAACAGCAGUGCCAACACUGCUCAAUAUUCCAAAUCUAAUGAAAGCAAAAAACGUAAUGGGUCUGGCAAAGAAUCAGUUCCAUGCUCAAGCAACAUAGCCACAACGCCAGUGACAACUCAGAGAAGUAGUAAAAAGACCAAAGCAGAAAAUCCCCCUUCAUCUACCGGCCAUGCAAAGGCGAGGAAAGAGAAGCUAGGAGAACGAAUCACGGCAUUGCAGCAGCUUGUUUCUCCUUUUGGCAAGACAGAUACGGCGUCGGUUCUGCAUGAAGCGAUGGGCUAUAUCCGAUUCCUCCACGAUCAGCUUCAGGUUCUGUGCUCUCCGUACCUGCAACACCACUCACCUGGUGGUGGAGAAAAUGGAGGAGAUGAAGAAACAUGGACGGACCUGAAGAGCAGGGGGCUGUGCCUGGUUCCAGUGGCUUGCACUGUGCACGUAGGGAACAACAACGGGGCGGAUUUCUGGUCACCUGCCAUGGGAAACAAUGUUUCAUCAUCAUCAUCAUUCACAAAGCAGCAGUGAAAUAUUCAACUCAAACGUUUUAACUUUCUACUGUGCAUGGUGUUUGUUUCUUGGCGUUCUUGCCUUGAACAGACUUGACGACUCGUGUUAAGAAAAGUUAAAUUUAGUUUUAAAGCAAAGGGACAGGAGAGGAAGCUGAGAAAGUUCACGCUUUGUUAAAGGAUAGAUAUGAAAGUGGUAAUGUUCAUGAUAAGUGAAAGGUGAUGUUGUUUUGGGUAGUUUUUCAAUGAUAAAGCAUUGAAAAACUUCUGGAGCUUAGGAAAUUACAAAUGCAAUUUUUGAGGAGAGGGUUCGUUGCUUUUUGCCUGUUAAUUUCUUUAUUAUUACUUUUUUAUUUUGGUUUUGGAGGAUGUAGUUUUGUUCAACAAUGAUAUAAGUUCUCAUACAGUACGAGUUUAAAUAUCUUAUGUAAAUAUAUCAAAAUCAAUCGUAUUAUUUAUA